UGUGUGUGUGUGUGUGUGUGUGUGUGUGUGUGUGUGUGUGUGUGUGUGUAAGGUUGGAUGUCUGACUUUCUGUGGGAAGAAUAAUCCUUCCAGCAGUAGGACCCAGAGGAUUUUAGAAUGACCAACUGGACCAGCACACCUUUAUGUUGUCUGAGGCAGGACAAAGAUGUGAAAAAAAGUUGUUGAACACUGUAACAAAAAAGGUCGAGCUUGGAGCCAUGUCAUUGGCUAAGAAGAGUGAGAGAGGAAAAUGCAAUGGCUCUUGAGGUCAGAGCAGAGGCAGCUAUAAAUGAAUCACAACAGACAGACAACACCUUUACUAACUCCACAGCAGCGCUUGCAUGGUGAGCUACCAUCACUCAUCUCAACAGGGGCAAUAUGAGCGCGUCUGUGGCCGUGUACAGGAAUAUUUACACGGAGGACCGCUUCAAGCAGGCCUAUGGCUCCGAUGAUAGCACGAGUGGAAGUCUGCGGCUCCGGGAGAAGCUCGCGGGGAGUUGCAGGUGUUCAAGACGAGCGUGCCUCCACCUGUUGAGAGAGAGAGUUCCCAUUUUCAACUGGCUGCCACGAUACAGACUGAAGAAAUGGAUUUUAGGAGAUACUAUUGGCGGCCUGACGGUCGGUAUUCUCCACAUUCCUCAAGGCAUGGCCUUCGCCUUACUCACAUCUGUGGCACCAAUAUUUGGCCUUUACACCUCCUUCUUCCCUGUGGUCCUCUAUAUGUUUUUUGGCACAGGUCGUCACGUGUCCACAGGUACCUUUGCUGUCGUGAGUCUGAUGACUGGCUCUGUGGUGGAGCAGCUGGUUCCCACUCCUCUGGAGAUGAACUCCAGUUCCUCUGAAGCAGCUGACUUCGAGGCCCAGAGGAUCGGGGUUGCCUCAGCUGUAGCACUUCUCUCAGGAAUUAUUAUGCUCUGUAUGUUUGGUCUUCAGCUGGGCUUCCUCUCCACCUAUCUGUCAGAGCCAAUUGUUAAGGCUUUCACCAGCGCUGCUGCCUUCCAUGUCACAGUGUCACAGAUACAAAGCAUGCUGGGACUGCGGCUCCCUCGCCACACUGGGACCUUCUCCCUCUUUAAAACUUUAGCGUCAGUGAUGGAGAACCUGCCUCACACCAACAUGGCGGAGCUGCUGAUCUCCAUGGUGUGUUUGGCUGUUCUGGUGAUAGUUAAAGAAAUCAACAUGCGUUACAGAAAGCGCCUUCGUACACCAAUCCCUGUGGAGAUCCUUACGGUGAUUAUUGCUACAGGUGUGGCCUACGCCUUCUCGCUGGAUUCUUCUUACAACAUUGAGAUCGUUGGCCACAUCCCAGCUGGAUUCCCAAAGCCACGGAUGCCUGCCGUGCACACUUUCCCUGACAUCGCUGGAGACACAGUAGCCAUCACAUUUGUUGGAUACGCUGUGUCGGUGUCUCUUGCAAUGAUUUAUGCCGAUAAACACGGCUAUUCCAUACAUCCAAACCAGGAGCUCCUGGCUCACGGUAUCUCCAACACGGUAUCCUCUUUCUUCACCUGCUUCCCCAGCUCAGCCACUCUCGCCACCACUAAUAUACUCGAAAGUGCUGGAGGAUACACACAGCUGUCCGGCUUGUUCACAAGUCUGGUUGUCCUGAUUGUCCUGCUGCUGAUUGGCCCGCUCUUCUACUUCCUACCAAAGGCAGUGUUGGCAUGCAUCAAUGUGACCAGCCUCAGGCAGAUGUUCCUGCAGUUCCAGGACUUACCUGAACUGUGGAGAAUCAGCAAGAUUGACUUGAUGGUGUGGGUGGUUACCUGGCUCUCUGUAGUGGUAUUGAACGUGGAUCUUGGCCUCGCUAUCGGAGUGGUUUUCUCGAUGAUGACCGUCAUCUGCCGCACACAAAGGGCAGGCUGUUCAGUGCUUGGUCGGGCCAGCAACACAGAAAUUUACCGACCUCUGGAGAACCACAACAAGUGCUAUGAGGUACCUGGAGUGAAGAUCCUGACAUACAACGGGCCUAUUUACUACGGGAACCGUAGCUUCUUCAGGGAGGAGAUGAGCAAGCUGCUGGGCCUGACGCCAGAGAAGAUCCGCAGCCGAGAAAAAGCUAGAAAAGCCCUGGAGAAAAGAGAGAGAGACGCCACCGUCAGCACUGUGGAGAGAGGCAUUGCAAACACAUUGUUUUCUUCAGAAAAUGAGUUCUUCAAAUCUGAAACAUCAGAGAGUGACGUUCAGGCAGUGUUAAUCGAUUGUAGCAGUGUGACAUUUGUUGAUGUUGCUGGAGCAAGACUUUUUGCACAAGUGUGUACUGAAUGCCAGAAAGUUGGAGUUCAUGUAUAUCUGGCAAACUGCAAUGAGAGUGUCUUAAAGAUCCUAACGUCGAGUGGUCUAAUGACCUACAUGAACCCUCAACAUAUUUUUGUCACUGUUCAUGAUGCAGUGAUGUAUAUUCAACAGCAGAAGGAAAAACCUCCAGAGAGCACCACGACUGUUUGGGUGUGAGCCAUGAGGAAAGUGAUGAGUCAUGCUCUGACGAAGGCACACUGCAAUAAGACUUCAGCAGGGACUCUGUCUCUCAGCUGCAUAGCAAUGCUCCACUAUUUGGUCCAUACUUCACUAUAUUAUAAAGAAGCAGUAGCCUGUUUUAGCACUAUGUCAUGAAUAACAAUAAUUGUAACAUUACAGUGUUAACAGUUUUACCACGGAUACUGGAUUCACUCCUGGCACACAUUACAUUUCUGAGGGCUUUAAAGUAUGCAGAUACAAGAGACGUACUCAUAUAUUUGGUCCAAAAAAAAGAAGAAAUAAACAAAUAUGUUAUUUUUGACUUAUUCCUAUAGAACUGUAUAUUGCAGAUUUUUUUUCUUAUAUGCUGGAAUAUUAGCACAGUGGUAUUUAUUUCGUUUCUGUUGGUUGUUUGCAAUACUGAUGAAUAUAAAGUGCACUGAAUAGUUUGUUAAAAUACUUUGUGUAUUUAUAUAUUUUGAAAUAUGUGCUUGACUAUGCAACUAUGUACAAAAAGAUCUCACUGCCUUAAAAAGUGUAUGUAUUUUAACUCCAGAGAGACUGCACAAAUUGUAUUAAUUACUUUUGUAUUUGUCAAACGUUUUGACAAUAAAUAUAUCUUCAAACCUGA
Molecule: messenger RNA, 3088 nt
Organism: Trematomus bernacchii (emerald rockcod)
Lineage: Eukaryota; Metazoa; Chordata; Actinopteri; Perciformes; Nototheniidae
Gene: slc26a10
Product: solute carrier family 26 member 10
Exons: 18
Coding region: 379-2454 (691 amino acids)
Biological process (GO): transmembrane transport
Cellular component (GO): membrane
Molecular function (GO): oxalate transmembrane transporter activity; bicarbonate transmembrane transporter activity; chloride transmembrane transporter activity
Source: RefSeq, a predicted model, not a curated record